Ilex paraguariensis (yerba mate) is the source of this 1355-nucleotide messenger RNA. Lineage: Eukaryota; Viridiplantae; Streptophyta; Magnoliopsida; Aquifoliales; Aquifoliaceae. The record is from the annotation of a GenBank genome assembly.
UCUCCUCCCUAAGACAGCAGAACUGAUUGCAUUUAGGUACAAAAUCUGCUGCUUUUUUUGAAUGAUCUUUACCCCCAAUUCAUCUGGAACUAUAUAACCAGUUUAGCCUCUACUUGUCUCUUAGCUAGGAUUGAGUUUGUUUCCUUCUGCUACUCGCUACUUGGAGACUUUCAGCUUCUUUUUUUCACUUUUACAGCUUCCUACUCGUUUAUAUCCUUCUAGAUGAACAAUUUUGGACAUCAAAUGAUCUCCUCCUAGCAUUUUUACCAUCUGGGUUUUUCAUUGCUGUUUUAUUAGUACCACUUGGUUACAAUUAAUACAGCAGACUUGCUUGGUGUGGCUUAAAAAUGGAGAACUCAGCUGACUGGGAGAAGAUGAAUCUGAUAAAUGAGUUAACACAAGGGAGGGAGCUAGCAAAGCAGCUCCAAUUCCAUCUGAAUGUGUCAUAUUCUUCGCAUGAAGCCCGAGAAUUGUUGGUUCACAAGAUCCUGAAUUCAUAUGACAAGGCUCUCUCAAUGCUGAAAUGUGUUGGUGCUUCAAGUGGAGAACCACAACUCACCAUAGGAACUGCGAUUGCAGUGUCGUCCGAGUCCCCUCGUUCCUUCAUUGGAAGUCCACAUAGCGAAGAUUCCGACCGGGAUUCCAAGGAUCAGGAGCACAAAGAUGGGUCAAGGAAGAGAAAGUGUGUACCGCGGUGGACAAAACAAGUGCAAGUUUGUCCAGGAUCAGGACUUGAAGGAACUCUUGAUGAUGGCCAUAGCUGGAGAAAAUAUGGGCAGAAAGACAUUCUUGGAGCCAAAUAUCCAAGAGGCUAUUACAGAUGCUCCCAUCGAAAUGUACAAGGAUGUUUGGCUACCAAGCAAGUGCAAAGAUCUGAUGAAGAUCCAACAAUCUUCGAAAUCAAUUACCGGGGAAGGCACACUUGUACUCCGACGCAGGGUUCCUAUUUAACUCCACCACAAUCAUCAUCGUCACCAUCACCACCCGAUAAUCGAGAACCAAGAAUAAUCGUAGACAGUGAGCAAUUCGCCCCUCUACCGCAACAAAACCAACAAGAAAUACUCUUGAAUUUCCAAACAGGCCUCAAAGUUGUAACUGAGAACUUGAACACUCCUGAUCAAUCAUUUUCUUCUUUCCUCUUCCCUUCAACAUCAAACACUAAGGCCGAAAACUAUGCUUUCUCUUCUGCUAUGAUUGAUAACAGUUUAGUGGGAAAUUAUUCUCCUUCAUUCAUGUCACCUGCAACACCUGGAUCAAACUAUUUCUCGGGUUCACAAACCCAUAUGAACAGCGUUGGACGGAGCCCCAAUUUGUCCCUUCCGAGCCUGAACUCACUGGGAGAGUCUCAGCCGUGA